AUACAUCACCCCAGUUAUAGCCUCGGCCAGAGCCAAGAAGGCAUCAGCGAAAAAAGUCAUCCACCAUUGGGGAAGGAAAAAUCUUCGAUGUUCAAUAAUUUUCUUCUCUCACUAUUCUACCAAAUAAGAAUCGCAAAAAAACUGUCGGAAAAAACGGAUAAGCAAGUUUACUGAGCGCUAAGACCGAAAAUUGUUGACUAUUCGUUGUGUGUCUGUCGAGUAACAAGUUUUUAGUUUACCAAGCAACCGUUUGUGUGUCGUGUAAAUAAGAAUCGAAACGAAAAAGUUGUCUCCUAACCAGAGAAAAACAAGUGAUAAAAUUUUCCGGAAGCUAUCGUUGUGGCAGUCGCAUUGUGAAAUUAAUUGCUAAAGGGCCUGCGAGGCGGAACAACGGAAAAUUUCAAUUGAAAGAAAAACCACCGCCUGAAAGAGAGUUAAGAUUUUCACACACAUACACACACACACGGAUACACGUAAAGCAACAGAGAUGCCUGAUUGUUAAGAUAUGACCCACAGCAAAAAAUGACUUAUUAUCCUAGUCGAUAGAGCAAGCAGUAAAUGAAUUUCGCGAAUAAACGAACAACCGAGCAUGAGUGUGAAGCAAGAGGUGAUCUUCGGACUAAGCCAGAGUUAAGCUUUUUCUGCUUCGCAUGCAAAAGCAUCAGCAGGGUUUCCGAGAUCGAUAGAAGGGGCCAUCCCCGCGGUAGUGGAGCGUAAGCUGCGUAAUACGAACAUUAAAGGGGUGCCCCCCGACGAACGAAACUCCACGAUACACACAUUCGUCCUUAAACAAACAUCGAAUUUUACAAGCAAAGCACAAAAAAAGCUAACGAACAACAAACAAAAAAAAAACAUACGAAAGGGGGAUCAAAAGUACCGGAAUCUUUUUUGUUUUGUUACUAUGUGAUGUUGAACAUGCGAUAUAUUCUUUACUGUUGAAACGGUUAUUAGUGCUAAGAAUCCGAUUUGCGGAAGUUAUGCUAAAACUUUGUAAAACAAAGUAAACGAAUCGCUGAGUAAAGAAGCGACAGAAAAAAAACAACGCGGAAAUCGCCCUCCGGGCUCCACAUUGGAAAGUGAAAGCAGCGAAAUCAUAAGUGCGAUUAUUCGCGAGUGUCGUUUAAAAACACCCACACACAUAUAUAUAUAUAUAUAUAUACACAUACACACACGCUUACAUACGUAACGAGAACGCAUCCGCGAAACACGAUUCCGAAACGCGACUGGAUUGGAUUCGGGUUCGCGUUCGGUUGUGCCUAUAGGGCUGCAUACGAUUAUCCUUGCUGAGCAGCCCUACACCUUCCCUCUCCCACCCACCGGUAGGAAAACUUUCUUUCCCCUCGACCCACCGAACUAACCAACUGCGGCAAAAAUGGGUGAUGAUAGGAAUAACAAGAAGAUUCUGCAAAAUAUAAAAAUGCCAGAGCAGAGCAACGACUACCGAGUGGUGGUGUUUGGUGCUGGAGGUGUCGGGAAAAGUUCGCUGGUUCUCCGGUUCAUCAAAGGAACAUUCCGGGAAAGUUACAUACCGACUAUCGAGGAUACGUACAGACAGGUGAUCAGUUGCAACAAGAACAUAUGCACGCUACAGAUCACAGACACGACCGGGUCCCACCAGUUCCCGGCGAUGCAGCGACUGUCGAUCACCAAGGGCCACGCUUUCAUUCUGGUCUAUUCGGUUUGCUCGAAGCAGAGCCUGGAGGAGCUGAAGCCCAUCUGGAGUUUAAUACGGGAGUUGAAGGGCGAAGAAAUCUCGCAAAUACCGGUAAUGCUUGUGGGUAACAAGUGCGAUGAGCCGGAGGAACUGCGAGAGGUGACCAACAUCGAAGGCCAAACGGAAGCUGCCACCUGGGGGAUCUCGUUCAUGGAGACGUCGGCCAAAGAAAACCACAACGUAACCGAGCUGUUUCAGGAAUUGCUCAACAUGGAGAAGAAUCGAAAUGUGUCGCUACAGCUGGACGGAAAGAACAAGAAGAAAAAUAAGAAAAAAAUGAUGAAGGAACAAGCCAAGGAGGAAAAGUUGCUGAAGGAAAAGAAAGAGAAAGCGAAGCAGCAGGCCAAAGAGAAGGAGAAAUCAGCCCAGAAGGAAAAGGAAAAGGAGAAGGAAAAACCCAAGGACAAGGCGAACGGAACCAGUAAGAAGGAGGGAGCCGCGGCUGGCGCCGAAGGAGCAGCAGCGGAAGGCGAGGGCAGCGCUAGUCUUAAGGAAAAAUGCAAGGUGAUGUAAUACGGAUGUUAUGCACGGAACAACCUUCGGAUAACCUGUUAAUCGAACUACACGUACACGCAAGUAGAGCAUUAUACAAAACCAACAGAACAACAAAUAAUCGAAUAAAAUCGAAUCGUAAGAGAACGAGCAAAAUUGAAACAAAGUGAAAAGAAAAAAAGAGUCACACACACAUUAUCAGGUUUUAAAUCUAUUUUAGACGCUAAAACACUUAAUUGAUUAAUGCUAAAUGAUCAAGAAAAAAAAAUGAUAUUAUACAACCAUAAUUAUAUUUAUAUAUAUUGAUAAAGAAAAGCAAGAAACAAAAAUAUUAUGUACAUAUGAUAGUACUAAUUUAAAUUAUGAUGCAACGUAGUAACGAGCAGACGCUUAAACUUCAUGAUAUGCCAUAAAAAUCACUAGCAAAUAUAGCAAAUUAUUAUAUAUUUUGCUUCGAUAAAAUUCAAUAAAUUUGAAUAAAUCGUUAAACCUUAAACCAGCACAA
Molecule: messenger RNA, 2711 nt
Organism: Wyeomyia smithii (pitcher-plant mosquito)
Lineage: Eukaryota; Metazoa; Arthropoda; Insecta; Diptera; Culicidae
Product: GTP-binding protein Di-Ras2
Exons: 5
Coding region: 1373-2227 (284 amino acids)
Biological process (GO): signal transduction
Cellular component (GO): plasma membrane
Molecular function (GO): GDP binding; GTPase activity; GTP binding
Source: RefSeq, a predicted model, not a curated record